This is a messenger RNA of Camellia sinensis, 1153 nucleotides long. Lineage: Eukaryota; Viridiplantae; Streptophyta; Magnoliopsida; Ericales; Theaceae. The record is from RefSeq and is a predicted model, not a curated record.
CUCGCUCUCUCUCUCUCUCUCUCUCUCUCUCUCCGUGACCUAGACACAUAACACCGCUCCGAGAGCACAAACAAAGCUGUCUCUUCGAAUCUUCUGAAACCAUUCUUGCACUCCCAAGAAACACACACAUCCAUGGAAGAAGAAACUAAUAAGCCUGCCCAAACUACACCACCACCAACCCAAAUCCCAGUUCCAAACACACCCCAAAACCUCCCUCCUCAACCUCCUCCAUCCACGGAACAACCUCAACCUCCCCAAACAUCUCAAAACCCAGAUCCAAACACAACCCAAAACCCCCCAAAUACAAACCCACCAAACCCAUCUCAAAAUCUCACUCCUCAACCAAUGGAAGAAUCUGAAACUGCCCAAACUACAUUACCUACUCAAAACCCAAUUCCAAACCCACCAAACAUAACCCAAAAUCUCCCUCCUCCUCAUCUUCCUCCUUUGCCUCAAAAGAACAACAAGCGACCUCUUGACCAAAAUGGGCAUAUUCAGAACUCCAAGUACUUCAAGAUGCGAGCUGUUCUGAAGGACCUUCGUCCCCAUUUCAUUGAGGUUCUCCGGACUCCUGUCUUUCACAAUUGCAAGGCAGCUCAUGAAAUUCGAGAACAGAUGAAGCUUUUGAUGGAUCUAUACAAAGAGAUGACGGCAGAAACAAUCUCCACAGACAAGUUUAAGAAUGUUCCGGAAGGUCCUUUGUCGGGCGAAAUCCAAUAUGGGCAAAAGCAUAAUCACCAAUACGCUAAGCCGACUGAGCAGCCUUCGGCCCCUGUCCUAUUGGGAACUAUAUCCGACAAGCAGACUCAAGGGACUUACAUUGUCGGAGGAUCGGCUUUUGGUUGGAAUUUUGUCACUUACCCUGGUAGCAAAUCAGUCUACUAUGGCAGAACUAAGGAAAUGUUUAGGUCUGCAAAUGUAGUAAUUCCUCAAGAAAACCCCAAUUUGACCUAGGAUUCUCUCUCUCUCUCUCUCUCUCUCUCUCUCUCUUCACCCCUGUUGAGUGUAAGACUAUUAGUUCACCCCAUGUUAUAUAGAUGGGGAUUUACAUAGGUGGUUAUAUCAUCAACUGUAAGGGGGUGGAAAUUUGUAUUGAAAUCAAUGUUGAAACUGGUUUUAAUGUUCAGAUCAGGUUGUGUUGUCAUGUUGCCUA